Molecule: messenger RNA, 3029 nt
Organism: Periconia digitata
Lineage: Eukaryota; Fungi; Ascomycota; Dothideomycetes; Pleosporales; Periconiaceae
Source: the annotation of a GenBank genome assembly
CAUCGUAUAAUCUACUUCAUUGCAGAAUCUCGCUGAAGCAACGAGCUAUCGACAUGUCUAACGGAGCCACGGUUGGCGCAAUCCUUGCCGCUCUUGCGUCUGUGGCAAUCAUCGGAGGAGCAAUAUACUACCUGAGAAAGUGGAUGUACCACCGCUGCGUACAAUUAUUGAAUUGGUUGAAGCUUUUGUCCCAUCUGAGAUCUGCUCAAGCCCUCGACGAAGAAGCUGGUUAUCUCAACGGACGCGAGAAGAGAAUGUUUGUAAGGAGGCCGCAGCCUUUUGAGUCACGUUUCAGACCAGACGGGAUGGUAAACAUGAUAGAUAUGCAAGCCAUACGUCGUCGUCAGUUCAUGGAAAAUGCCGGAUGGAGAUGGCUGAGAUCGAUAGGACGGGGAACCCACUGGAGAUGGGAUGGCGGCUCGAACAGACACAGACCAAGGACACGAGUAGGACCGCAUGAUAUCGAGCCUGCAGUCGGCAAUGUUGAUUUGGGGAGGCUACCACCAGCUUCGAUGGCGCCAUCGGAGUCUACAAUCAGAGAUCUUAGUUUGAGAGGGCCGCCAAUUGUUCCGAGAGCAAUAUUCGAGCCUCCGAUUGCAGAUUUAGGAUUCAAAAGACCCCCGGUGUUUCCGAGAGCGAGGUUUGAGUCGGUCUACGGGUCGAGAAAUACCAAGAUUGAUCCUUUUAUGGCUGGAGGACCGUCCCGCGGGCUUUGGCCUGAGAUACCGCGCCCGAGACACCAUUUCGCAGUCGGAGAUGUGCGGAAUCAUCAACUAAGACACGUUUCGCGAUUCCAAGUUCCUCCUGAAAUGUCCCCGAGAGUCUUUUCUCGAAUGGAUAGUCGAGAAAACCAGUGGCCCCUUCAUGGUUAUCCCUUUGAAGGCACAGGGUUUGGUACAGGGCCGCCUUUUGGGAAUUUCACUGGACGACCAUUAGGGCGCACUGGGGGCGAUUUUCCGGACUCCUUCCGGCCACUUGGUAGAUCACAAUCUCUACCGAUUUCCAGAAAGAACCCCUUCCUAUUCCCAAAAGGAGGGUCAGGAAUGAUGCCAUUUGACAUGCCAUCGGCAGGCCAGCGACAACGAUCUUCUGGACAUUUCCCGAGUGCAGGGUCAAGAAUGAUGCCUUUUGAUGUACCAUCCACAGGUCAGCGACGACGGUCUUUAGGGCCUAUGCCGGGUGAUCGGACGCGAGACAUGCGACCAUUUUCUAUGCGACCACCUUACCCCUCAUUCAGUCCCAACUAUCCAGAGCCGCUACAGAAUAUACAGCGCAACGGUGCAGACAACCCGGAUCUUCGGUCACGUUACAGCGAUGUGGAGCAAGCCGGAGAUGUCAGAACAAUAGUGAGCAACAAUGAGCAAACCAACCAGCCAAAACUAGCCAGAAUGGAUUUCAUCCACAUAUGUGAUGAAUACCCACCAAUUGUCGCCGAAGCAGUUGGCCGUAAGGCUACCUCUGUAGCGACAUCAACAAUUCCCUCGAAUGUCACAUCGACUUCUGUCACGUCAUCUUCCCGCAGCAGUGAUCAAACUUCAAGGGCCCUGACAUCAAUCGCAACAACCCGGAACCAACGCGAACCCCAUCUUAAAUCUCGACGUCGAAGUCACCAACCCAGACAAGUGAAAAAUAAGCACGUGCCUGAUAAGCAAGAUGUUCAAAAACCUCCAAUUCGAUUGGAACAUUAUGCAAAAAACGCUGACGGACAUCGAGGAGGAGACACUGCUAGACCGAGUCUGACAGAUAACCGCCCCGCAAGUUCUCGCACGCGAAGACAUGUAUCCUACAAGACCCAACCCAGCGGUGACGGCGGAGAAAUUUCAUCAAAUGGAACAUCGCAACGUCAAACUACCUAUUCCUACCUCGAGUCCCCUAUCACUGCAAACAAUGAUAUAUCACAGUCUCUUUCACGCUCGUGGUCCGAAAGCGACAGGCACGAAGAUACGGAAUCACCGCAAAGUAACAGAGUGAUCAUCACUCCAGAUUCAAGAAUCGAAACGCUAAGCCCUACUAUCACACUCCCAAGAAACGACAUAGAGCCUCCUACAAAUCUGCCUAUAUUUGUUCGCCCAGUCAUUCCGCUACCUACAUCCUCCCUAUUGACAUCGACCUCUUCUUCGUCAGAAACUCUGCCGUCUCUGCCACUGGCAUCACACACUCCCCCUGCUCGGCGACAAAGUUCCCCAAGGCCUUAUGUUUCUUCAAAUCCAGCACAAGCAGGAUCACAACUCUCGAGUCAGAAUCCUCCUGCUCCAAACCCACCUAAUCUCGGCCCUCAAAUCACUCCAUUGCCUGAAUCACCGCCCUUGCCCCAUGGACAUGUAUAUACUCUUCCCUCUUCUACAACAUCUGCGCAGGGAGGACAAGGGGACAUUAACGACCCAAAGGCCGUAUUCAGUGUACAUACCGACAAGCCCAUACCACCAGAUUUUCCACAGCCGCCGCAGCAACUAGCGUUAAUGGCACCGCAACCCCAUACGGCGCGCAUUCCAACACCGCAGCCGCAGCCGCAGCCGCAGCCUAAUUCACCCAAACCGCCAAACCAACCCCAAGAUCAACAGAGUCACGCGCCUCCACAGCAACCGACGCCACCACCCCCGGCUCCAUUAUUUCACCCGACACAGCAGAAUCAACCCCAGUUGGAUCCACCUGAUGAUGAUCAAAAAAGACAUCAACGAGCGGACCAUCAAGAUUCUCAAAAUCUCAAAGCAGAGAAUGGAAUUACGCAAGGCGUACCACCACCACCGCCCACACUAUUAGGAACGAAACAUUCGCCAUCGCCGCCAACGUCGGGGAUCUCGACGUUGAAUCUUUCGCAUGCAGCGCCAUUUAAUCGUCCUGAAGCGGCAGCAAGGAACAGGGCAUCUUCACGGAGGAAUGAACGCGGGAAAGCGAAUGAGGUCAUGAAAAAUUAUGAGGCGGGCGAAUGUCAAUGGAAAUUAUCUCGUUGUUCGCAAAUUGCGACACCUUAUGUCGGCCGCGAUCCUUUGACGGAAUUUGGCAUUCUACGCCACUCCAGUUUUCUGUGA